Colletotrichum graminicola M1.001 is the source of this 2547-nucleotide messenger RNA. Its product is annotated as OPT oligopeptide transporter. Gene Ontology annotation, biological process: transmembrane transport. The transcript is spliced from 12 exons. The coding region runs from base 1 to 2547 and encodes 848 amino acids. Gene Ontology annotation, molecular function: oligopeptide transmembrane transporter activity. Lineage: Eukaryota; Fungi; Ascomycota; Sordariomycetes; Glomerellales; Glomerellaceae. The record is from RefSeq and is a predicted model, not a curated record.
AUGGGAAACGGGGACGAGAAGAAUGCGGAAACGGUCGAUCCCAUCACGGCUCAGAAGGGAGAAAGCAUCGAAGAGAAGGUUUCCAUUGAAGAAAUAUCAAGACAACUCAGUGCCACCCCUGAAGAAGUCCUCGAAGCCAGAGAACAUUCCCUUACAAUUUCUCUUGAGGAGGCCAAGGAGUCCGCCGAAAGACUCGUCCACCAACACGGCCUCGACCCCAACUUCCCAGCCGGCGCUAUCGAGCGUCUCAAAGUCUUUCUCGCCAAUGACGAUAUCUUCUCCAACCCCGAAUCGCAUACUCGCGAGAUCUCCGAGGUCAAGAUUGAAGUCUCCCUCUUGACGACUAACAGUCCAUACGCCGAGGUGCGUGCCGUUGUCGAUUCGCACGAUGACGUCACCCUCCCCGUGAGCACAAUCCGUGCCUGGGUUAUUGGCAUAUUCUUCGUCACCUUCAUUGCAUUUAUCAACCAGUUGUUCAGUGUGCGCCAGCCAUCUAUCAUCCUCCGUGCCGAGGUGGUUCAGUUGUUGGCGUAUCCCGCAGGGAAAGCAGCAGAGAGAUGGCUUCCCGAUGUCGGAAUCACACUGUUCGGAGUGAGACACACUCUUAACAAUGGGCCGUUCAACAAAAAAGAGCAUAUGCUUAUCUCAAUCAUGGCAAGUGUCGGAAAGACGCUUCCCAGUUCUAGAUAUAUUAUCUUCACACAGUGGAUGGACAGGUAUUUCGGGCAGAAGUAUGCAAAGUCGUUCAGCUACCAGAUCCUACUGGCACUAUCAACAAAUCUUAUGGGAUUUGGCCUUGCUGGCCUUUGCAGGAGAUUCCUAGUGUAUCCUGCCUUUUGCCUGUGGCCUGGCUCGCUCGUCACCAUCGCACUAAACAGCUCUCUCCACAACGAAACAAACCCCCCAGUACCUGGUCCGUUCAACAGGUUUUAUAAAAUGUCCAGAUAUCGAUUAUUUGUGGUCGCGUUUUCCAGCAUGUUUGUAUGGUUCUGGUUUCCUGACUACAUCUUUCGUGCCUUGUCACUCUUCAACUGGAUGGCCUGGAUCGCACCCAACAACUUUGCCCUUGCCACCAUCACCGGAGUCAGGAACGGUCUAGGGUUCAAUCCCUUACCUACAUUCGACUGGAACGUUGCGACUCACAUUAUUCAACCACUGGUUGUUCCAUUUCGUGUCACAUUCAACACCUUUAUCGGCGUCAUCCUGGGAGGCAUCACAAUCAUCGGCCUCUACUGGACCAACGCAUACAACACCGCAUACCUUCCCAUAAACUCCAACCUGAUGUAUAAUCACUUCGGCAACCCCUACAACGUGUCCAGGAUUCUUGAUAGACGUGGAUGGCUUGACGAGGCCAAGUACCAAGCCUACUCUCCAGGGUACCUGGCUGCUAGUAGCAUUACCAUGUACUACUUCUUUUUCGCAGUCUAUUCAGCGACGGUUUCAUACGCCAUUCUGUAUCAUCGUCAUGAUAUAGCUAUUGGGUUUCGUAGCUUUGUGCGUAGCUUCAAGAAAGAAGCUUCAGACGACUACAAGGAUGUUCAUACCAAGAUGAUGUCCAACUACCCCGAAGUACCCGAGUGGUGGUAUCUCAUUCUUAACCUGGCUGCCAUUGCUUUCGGUAUUGCUGCCGUUGCUGCAUGGCCCACCGAGACCAGCGUCGGCGUCGUUUUUUUCGGAAUCGCCCUUGCACUGGUCUUCGUCAUUCCAACCGGUAUAAUCUUUGCUACUACUGGAAUGGAGGUUGAGUUUAACGUUCUGGCCGAAUUUAUCGGAGGUGCCGUUCAGCCGGGCAACGCUCUAGCCAUGAACUUCUUCAAGUGUUUUGGCUAUGUCACCACGGCUCACGCAUUAGACUUCGCCAACGACCUCAAACUCGCGCAUUAUCUCAAGAUUCCCCAGCGUCACACGUUCUUCGCCCAGGUUGUGGCUGUAUUUGUCUCGGCAUUCGUAUGCACUGGCAUCAUGAACUUCCAGAUUGAGAGCAUCCCUGAUCUCUGUUCCACGCACCAGAAAGACCGAUUUACGUGCCCCGGUGUCAACACUUACUUCACAGCUGCUGUGCUGUUUGGUAGUCUUGGUGCCCGUAAGGUCUUCGGCGCGGGAGGCAUUUAUACCGCGCUUUUGUCAGCCUUCCCUGUCGGCUUUGCUGUGCCAUUCGUUCUAUACUACUUCCAGAGGAAGUUCCCUCGCACUCAUUGGUUUUCCAAGAUUCAUCCCGUUAUGAUUCUUAGCGGAGGUAUCAGCUGGUCCCCCUAUAAUAUUGCCUACAUGUGGCCCGCCGUUCUUCCCGGAUGGUUGAGCAUGGUGUACUUUCGGCAGCGCUACCUAGCAUUCUGGUCCAAGUACAACUACGUCUUCUCAGCAGCCCUUUCAACAGCCAUAGCCAUUGCUGGUGUCAUCAUCUUUUUUGCUGUCAGUUACCAUGGAUUAGAGCUCAAGUGGUGGGGCAAUCACCCAGAGAGUGGAUGUGAAGCGACGGCUUGCACAAGGCUGCAGUUGCCCCAAGGCGAGUACUUCGGACCACGCGUUGGCAAUUACGCAACAUAG